AUGGGCCGCGGCGGCCACGGCGGCGCCGGCGGCGGCGCGGGCCACUCGCACAGCGUCGAGUACCCCGACGACUCUUGGAACCUCUACCAGCACGUGGACCGCGCGGAGGCGCUGAACGCGCAGGACGGCGCCGACGCCGCGCGCGUGCUGCGGCCCUUCGUGCGGCGCCUCGACACCGACGGCAGCUUCGCCAGCGACGGCGACGAGGAGCUCCUCGUCAAGGUCACGUUUUUGGCGCCCGUCGCGCUCCGGCGCCUCAUGGUCAUCGGCUCCGGCGACCCGGAGUCCCACCCGAGCCACGUCAAGGUCUACGUGAACCGGGAGAACCUGGACUUCCAGUCCCUCGAGGACAUCCGCCCGGCCUUCGAGUCCGCGCUGCCGCCGAACGCGCCCGGCGAGGCCUACGUGAAUCUGCACCCGCCCCACGCCUUCGCCAGCGUCACGAACGUCGCCCUCUUCUUCGACGCGAACCACGGCGGCGCCGACGAGACGGCGCUCCAGUACGUCGGCAUGCAGGGCGACCACUCGCACGACAAGCGCGAGGCCGUCAACGCGACCUACGAGCUCCUCUGCCAGCACGGCACGACGGCGACGGCCGACGUCCAGAUGCAGGCGGGCAUGUAA
This is a messenger RNA of Aureococcus anophagefferens, 624 nucleotides long. RefSeq lists its product as hypothetical. Lineage: Eukaryota; Pelagophyceae; Pelagomonadales; Pelagomonadaceae. The transcript has a single exon. The coding region runs from base 1 to 624 and encodes 207 amino acids. The record is from RefSeq and is a predicted model, not a curated record.